Messenger RNA from Apiotrichum porosum, 1428 nucleotides. RefSeq lists its product as uncharacterized. The record is from RefSeq and is a predicted model, not a curated record. Lineage: Eukaryota; Fungi; Basidiomycota; Tremellomycetes; Trichosporonales; Trichosporonaceae. The coding region runs from base 1 to 1428 and encodes 475 amino acids. The transcript is spliced from 11 exons.
AUGCACCCACCUGCACACGCCGAACUCAACCGCGCCCUCCGCCCUCAUCAUGGGGUUUGCGAGCAAGAUUGGUUCGCAAAUGCCAACCCCCCGGCCGGUUCGUUUAAUUUCGGCGCGGCCAACGCGUUCGCGUCUCAAUCGUACCAACAGCAGCCGAUGCAGCAACAAUGGGGCCCACCUCAGCAGCCAUACAACCAGUAUCAACCUCAGACAGGAUACUCACAGGUGCCGCCGCAGUAUGGCGUCAGUGGUUCUCAGCCAUACCAGCAGGCGUACGGCGCCGCCUAUGGACAGCAGUUCCAGUCGUCCAACCAGCAACAGCAGCAGCAGCAUGGAGGAUAUAACCAGCCGCCGCAAGAACAGUUUGGGAGUGGCUAUAGCCAGCAACAACAGCCAUAUAGUGUCUUCCCUCAACAACAAACCGCCUUCCCUCAGCAAACCACCUUUCCUCCUCAGCAGCCACCCUACGGUCAACAACAACAGCAACCGCUUGCUGCCCAUGGCAGUCCUUCAAGUGGCCCAAAUGCGCAGUUUGUAGCCGGCAUCCUGGCCGACUGCGUCAAAGAUCAAGGCCUCGAGUGCUUCUACAGCGACCCAUACUCUCUCCACUCUAUCGCUCAACGCAUUGUCAACUCUAAUGCAAUUGGCACUCUGGCCGCAUCUUGGCGACUACCCCUGGAGCUGGCGGCAGAUCUCGCCAAGAUUGCCCUCUUUGACGUGGUUGUCCUGUGCGACGAUUCGGCCAGCAUGAAGGUCCAGCAAAAGGGCGAGCGCAUAGAAGACUUGAAGACGAUUCUUGGCAAGGUGUCUGAAGCGUGUGCCCUCUUUGACGACGAUGGAAUCGAGACGCGAUGCCUCAACACUCCCAUUGACGGCAACCACAUCACUUCAGCCGCGCAGGCCGCCGACUGGGUCGGAAAGCUCCAAUAUAAAGGUGGCACACCAAUAGGUACGAUGCUCGACCAGAAGAUCCUCCAGCCCCUCGUCCUGAGUCUUGCGCGGAGGGGCGGGCUGAUGAAGCCCGUCCUGGUGGUCAUCAUCACUGAUGGUGCCCCCGGCCACGAGCCUCACGGCACGAUCGCCAAGGUCAUCACCGCCGCGGAUGCCGAGCUCAAGGCGACAAGGUAUGGCCGAGGGGUUGUCAGCUACCAGUUCGCCCAGGUGGGCAACGAUGUCAAGGGUACGGUGCAGCUCGAUUCUGCGUGUAGCGCUUACCGUUCAGCGCAAAAGUUCCUCUCGUCUCUCGACGACCACCCGCAGAUCGGCAAACUCAUUGACCAAGUGAUGGACUUUGAGUAUGAGCAGGAGCAGAUGAUGACGUCGACUGGGUUGCAGCUGUCUCCAGAGAUGUGGUUGAUGAAGUUGUUGCUAGGUGCUAUCGAUUCGAGCUACGACAGUCAAGAUGAAGGACCCAAGCCUACCCGAUGA